AUGUCCAACGCAAGGAAUCGCCGACACAGAAGAGAUCGCACGGACGCGCAGUACGCAGCGGCAAUGAUGAGGCGACAGCGUGUGCUGCGGGACCGCCUGAACCCCUUUGAGGAUUUCGACGAGGAUGGGCUGCAGCAACGGUUCCGAUUUGGAAGAGCGGGCAUAAUGUUUCUCGCCGACACACUGCGUCCGGACUUGGAGCGCCGUACACGUCGUAGCCGCGCCCUCUCUGCGGAGCAGCAAGUGAUCAUCGCCUUGCAGUUCUACGCAACUGGGAACUUUCUGAUCACUGCAGGCGACUACAUCCGCGUGCAUGUGUCAAGUGCUUCACGGGCUGUGAGGCAAGUCACCGUAGCGCUGGCUCGUCGAGCACAAGACUUCAUACGAUGGCCUGACGCUGCGGAGGGGGCAGCCUUGCAGCACAAGUUCUACGACAUGGCCGGCUUUCCUUUGGUCGUGGGUGCUGUUGACGGUACCCAUGUCCGGAUCCAGGCACCCCAUGUGCACGAGGAGGCGUACGUCAACCGCCAUGGAUACCAUUCCAUCAACGUACAGGUGGUCGUUGACGCCUCUUCUCGGAUUCGCAACGUGGUUGCAAGGUGGCCUGGAAGCACCCACGACUCUCGGAUCUUCACGGAGAGCACCUUGGCAGUCAAGCUGGCCAGUGGAGAGUACGACGGCCUGCUGCUUGGUGACAGCGGCUACUCCUGUCAACCUUGGCUGAUGACGCCAUUCCUGUCGCCGUCAUCAGCAGCCGAGGUCGCAUACAAUACGGCACACACGACAAGAAGCAUUGUUGAACGGACAAUCGGCCAACUCAAGCGGAGGUUCCAUUGCCUUCACGCUGAGCUCCGAAUGGCUCCAGAACGGUGCUGCGACAUCAUUGUCGCGUGCUGUGCCCUCCACAACCUGGCCAAGAGGUACCCCUGCAGGACACCCGUGGCCGCCAUCCCCGCUGAGGUUCCCGUUGAGCCCGUAGCAGCCAACCGUGCUGAGAGCAACGAGGCCCGAGACUUUAUUGUCAACCAUUUCUUCGGCUAAGUAUCCUGCUGUCGCUCGGCCCUUCUCUGGUACUGCUGUGCAGCCUCACGGGUCCAGCGCUGGUUGUGCUGCACAACAGGAGAGGCCAGUGUUCUCUGUGCUGCGUCGUCUUCAACUGUACUGCUGCCAGAUGACGAGGGUGGCGGCGUCGUCACCCUUCCCGUGCAGCUGCUGUAGUGACACGCAUGACCAGGAAAUUGUUUGAGGUUAAAGGGAUACUACAACAAAAUUUCGGGUUUCAUUUUUUGGUCUAUAUGUGUUCGAAGGAGCAGUAUCA
This is a messenger RNA of Ixodes scapularis (black-legged tick), 1318 nucleotides long. Its product is annotated as putative nuclease HARBI1. Lineage: Eukaryota; Metazoa; Arthropoda; Arachnida; Ixodida; Ixodidae. The transcript has 4 exons. The record is from RefSeq and is a predicted model, not a curated record. The coding region runs from base 1 to 1041 and encodes 346 amino acids.